AUGACAACUCCAAAUGUCACACAUCCACUGCCUACUUACCAUUUAGGUUGCAUCAGUGAGAUCCAACUAAGUAAAAAGAGUGUCACGGCUGCUCCAGCGGAGUCUCAUGACUUCAUGGAGGACCCUAGCUUCUUUAGCGAAGCUGGAGGAACCCCCCACAGCCAUAGCAUAGAGAAUGAAGCUGGUACGGAAGAGGCUCGGAACGCUGCUCAGAAUGCAGGGAACUUGAACAAUGUUGCAGCGGCUGGUGCUGCUGCUGGAGCUGCUGCUGCUCCGGUGGGAUUGGAAGCCGUUUUGGCUAUUUUGGCGCAAGUCUUGGCAAGAUUGCCUGCUGCGGCGGCACCUCCAGUGGCUCCACCUGUUGUGGAGGAAGUGGAGAACGUGGUGCCGGAUAGAGAAGAGGCACACGUUGCUAGGAAUCCGUCUUACCUCAAGAAGGACAUUGCUGUCCACUACUUGGACGGUGAUAAACACCUUUGGUGGCGAGGUGUAGCGGCUCGGAUUGGUGCAGAGCAUUGCACAUGGGCCAACUUUAAGACUGAAUUCCGUGGGAAGUAUUUUCCGCCGGAAGCAUUUGACCAGCUCGAAGGAGCUUUCCUCAGACUGGAACAGGGAACUAUGACUGUGAGGGAGUAUGAAGCGGAAUUCAACAGCCUCAAGAAGUAUGCUGGGCGUGAGGCCGAGUCGGAAAUCUCCUUGGUCCGCAAAUUCAUGCGCGGACUCAGGGUUGAUCUCCGAACUCGUUGUAAAAUCCGCAACUAUGAUACUGUGGCCGAGCUGGUGGAAAAGGCCGCAGAACAGGAAGCUGGAAUCAGUGAGGAAGCCAAGGUGUUUGGCACAGUGGCGCAUGUCCAUCCUGGUAAGCAUGCGGGAAAGAAUCAAAAGCCGGUGAAGGCUGGCUCUUCCAGCAAGCCGAAUGCAACAGGUCGCAGUGCGUGUUCGACUUGCGGGAAGAUGCACUCUGGUGUCUGCCGUGCUGCUACGGGAGCUUUGAAGAACAAGUACCCUCUUCCAAGGAUAGACGAGUUAUUGGACCAACUCCGAGGUGCUACUUGUUUCUCCAAGAUUGAUUUAGCUUCGGGAUACCAUCAGAUCCCGAUUGCUGAAGAGGAUGUCCGUAAGACAGCCUUCAGAUCGAGAUAUGGCCACUAUGAGUUUGUGGUCAUGCCCUUCGGAUUGACCAACGCCCCUGCAGCCUUUAUGAAGAUGAUGAAUAACGUUUUCAGAGAUUACCUGGAUGAAUUCGUUAUAGUCUUCAUAGACGACAUCUUGAUUUACUCAUUGAAUCAGGAAGAGCACAAGGACCAUCUGAGAAAGGUUUUGGACAAGCUGCGGGAACAUAAGUUGUUCGCCAAGCUCAGCAAAUGCAGUUUUUGGCAAAGAGAAAUAUGUUUCUUGGGUCAUGUAGUCUCGGACAAGGGAGUGUCUGUGGACCAAGAGAAGAUCAAGGCCAUUGCGGAUUGGCCCAGACCAAGGAACGCAACUGAGAUCAGGAGUUUUCUCGGACUGGCUGGAUACUACCGACGGUUUGUUAAGGGAUUUGCCAGCAUGGCUCAACCAUUGACAAAGUUGACCGGGAAAGAUGUUCAGUUUGUGUGGACAGAAGGCUGUGCUGUGAGUUUUAGCAAACUCAAGAUGAUGUUGACGACUACUCCAGUAUUGGCUCUUCUAAUGGACAACGAGCCAUACGUGGUGUACACAGAUGCAUCCAAAGUUGGACUUUGGUGCGUAUUUAUGCUGCAAGGAAAAGUGAUCGCGUAUGCUUCUAGACAGCUAAGGAAACACGAAGGGAACUACCCAACACACGACUUAGAGAUGGCUGCUGUCGUGUUUGCCCUGAAGAUAUGGCGGUCUUAUCUCUAUGGUGCUAAGAUUAGUUUGAACAUUGACUUGGAUGACACAUCUGCGCAUCAGUGGGAAUCUGCCUACUUGCAAUAA
Brassica oleracea var. oleracea is the source of this 1938-nucleotide messenger RNA. RefSeq lists its product as uncharacterized. NCBI's taxonomy places the organism in Eukaryota, Viridiplantae, Streptophyta, Magnoliopsida, Brassicales, Brassicaceae. Bases 1 to 1938 code for a protein of 645 amino acids. The transcript has 5 exons. The record is from RefSeq and is a predicted model, not a curated record.